Messenger RNA from Arachis stenosperma, 2864 nucleotides. Its product is annotated as protein TRANSPARENT TESTA 9-like. The transcript is spliced from 20 exons. Bases 178 to 2604 code for a protein of 808 amino acids. Gene Ontology annotation, biological process: endosome to lysosome transport; endosomal transport; regulation of autophagosome maturation. Lineage: Eukaryota; Viridiplantae; Streptophyta; Magnoliopsida; Fabales; Fabaceae. The record is from RefSeq and is a predicted model, not a curated record. Gene Ontology annotation, cellular component: endolysosome membrane; late endosome.
UUUUCGUUUUUUCUUUUUUCUUUUUUCUUUUUUACUUUCACUUUCAUUUUUUUCCCUCUCUGCAAUGCGAAGAAACGUCAACACUAUUUCUUCCACUCUUUGCUCUUUCUUCGUCGUCACAUUUUCGAAAACUGCAUCGGUCUCAACGAUCUCUUCGAUCUCCUCGCUUUCUUCGCCAUGAUGCGCUCUUUCUGGCGAUCUGUUGAUCGCUUCUCCGUUCUACACUUCAGAUCCGUAAUUGAUGAACUGAAGCAGAUCAAAGUUGUGAACAUGCGUAACAGGGAAUUAGUGCUGGAUUUAUUGCAGUCUGUUGUGGAGAUAAUUACUUAUGGUGAUAAACAUGAUCCAUCCAUUCUUGAAUGUUUCAUGGAUCGCCAAGUGGUUGCGGAAUUCGUUCGAAUGCUUGAUAUCGGUGAAAAUUCAAGAAUUGAGGCACCGUUACUUCAGUAUCUCAGCAUAAUGAUUCAAAACAUGGAUAAUGAACAUGCAAUUUACUAUUGUUUCAGCAAUGGUUAUAUUAAUAGCAUCAUUUUGCAUCCGUAUGAACUUGAUGGGGGAGACUUGGCUCCAUACUAUGUGUCUUUUCUAAGGGCCGUUAGUGGUAAAAUAAACAGAGACACACUUUGCCUUCUUGUGAAUGUACAUGGGGAUGCUGUAGUUUCCUUUCCCUUGUACACUGAGGCUCUAAGGUUUGCUCAUCAUGAGGAAAAGAUGAUUCAGACAGCAGUACGUACAAUAGUUCUCAACAUCUACAAUGUUAGUGAUGAGAUGAUCUAUAAAUUUAUAAUGACGCCACCAGUUUCAGACUACUUCUCUGUCAUGGUUGGCAGAUUACGAGAAAUGUGUAUUCUCUUAGAUGCUUUUCUCCAUGAAAAAGGGGAUAUGGACACUCAAAAAAGAAGAAAUGGAUUGAUUCUUGAAUCUGAUAAAAUUAUUGAUGAACUAUACUACUUGAAAGACAUUCUUAGUGUUGAUGAGCCUCGAUUGAAUCAAUUGGUUACUGAGAAUCUCCUGAAUGGGCUUGUGUUUCCUGUACUAUUCUCAUUACCAGCUUCAAUGAAUAAUAAUGGCUCAGAUUUAUCUGCUAUCACUUCACUAUAUAUCUUAUCACGUCUUCUUCAAGUCGUUGGGGGAAGAAGCAUGAUUAACAACGUGGCUGGUGUUAUCCUGUAUCAUUUUUUGAACUUAAAUGCGAGAACUCUGAGCGAAGGGAACGCUUCUGAUAGCUCUAAUGAAGUUAAACCAUUUUCUAAGUGCCUGAAUGAAGUGGCAAAGAUUAUUUCUUAUGCUCCUGAGUCAAAAGGAGAUGGAAACAUCAAUGGGAACUAUCUGGAUUCUCUUUUGGAAGAUUUCAGGACCAGAGUCAAUAUUAGUUGCUUGAAUGGUGAUAUAUGUCCCAAAAGGCAAGGAAUACUUGCAUUUGUGUUUUCUGAGGAUCAAUGCCUACUGUUAGCUUCUACAUUUCUCUUACUUAUUCUGGCUGAAAGUAAAGAUCUUGAUAGUCUAUUAGCUCCAAUGAUUCGGCUGUAUCAGACUCAGGAUGCGAUGACAAAUGAGACAUCGACUUCAAAGUCCUUGGAUGCAAGUAUCUUCGGUGGAUUUAUGCCUGAGAUUUUAAAUGCCUUGCUUAAGGUUUUAGCCUUCCAGGAAUCCCACUCCACAGAGAUGCUGUGGCAUGCAGGGUGGUGCUUGCAAAAGCUUCUUAACUUUUGUAGAGAAGGACUUGAUGAUGAUAAUCUCCUCCUAUUCAAUACUGCAUAUGAUCACUCACAUGUACAUUUUCUGAAAGAACUUGAUGGAGUUUGGUUUGAUCAUAUUCCGGAUAUUGUAAGAAAUGAAUGGUCAAGCUGUACAAAAGUUUUGGAGCAAUCUUCCCAAUAUAAAGAUCCAAUAUUUAUGUUGGAACUUGUUCUUCCCCAACAAUCCACCAAUGGUCAAACAUCUUCCUGUUUUGCAUGGCAAAAGACAGUUGAUGCAGUGAAGGCUUUUAUUCUCCACUUUCAGCUGAAGACAUUUAUUUUCGAACGUGAGUUGGCAGAGAAUCCAUUGAUUGCCAUUUCUAGCAAUGAUUCUGGAGUAAUCUGUUCUUCACAUGUUUCUUCUGCUAGCUUUGGGUCUAAUGUUUCUUUGGAAUCUGGAAUACCUUGUACAAUUGCAUUUUCAAAUGCCGAAAUUAGAGAUGUAUAUGUAGUACCAAUGGUGCAUAAGAAUACCGGAAAAUUGCUUCUCACAGAGAAACACCCAUUUCGAAGCCGGCAUGGGGUAGUGAUAGCAAUUGCUCCAUUGGCAGGGUUAUGUUCAUUUGCCUCUUUAUCUGUUUCACAGCCAACAAUAGAUAAGGAUCACCCCUCAUGGUUGCAUCUUCGAGUAAGAGAGUUCAACCCCAAGUUGUAUGCAACUAAAGCCAAAGGAGAUCAUUUUAGCAUGCCUGAUCAUUUUGUGGAUGGGAGAUGGACCCUUGGUUUCCCAGAUGCAAAAGCUUGUAAGGAUGCUCAUUUAGCCAUUCUUCGCGAAAUUACCAAGCAGAGAUCAGCUGUGGAGGCCACUCUUGCUCCAUUACUUAAUUAUGAUCUUGGAUUAGCUGAAGAAAACAGAGAAAAAUAAAGUUGUGAUGAUGAGUGAUUGUAGGUUAGUUUACAUUCCUCCCUUGUCUUAUUACUUCUUUUUAUAAAUUUUCUUUAUAUUUUGGCUUUAAAUGUAUUAGUCUAUAACUGCACAUGUUAUUAAUGCACAUAAUUUUGUAGUGCUUAGUAUGUCUUAGGUUCACAGACCAGUACAUGUAAAUCUGAUUUCAUAUAGCGAUGUCUUUGUUUUGAAAAUGAAAACAUGUUUGGUGUAUAUAAAUUGAGUAAGUUAGCAUAGAG